This is a messenger RNA of Odocoileus virginianus texanus, 4324 nucleotides long. The record is from RefSeq and is a predicted model, not a curated record. NCBI's taxonomy places the organism in Eukaryota, Metazoa, Chordata, Mammalia, Artiodactyla, Cervidae.
UUCUCUUUCUUUGCUAUAUUUACUGAAUACUGUAUUUCUUUAUUAUAUUAUGUUACUUAUAAUGUGAAAGAAGUUAUAACCCUAUAGCUGUUAGGGUACAAUGUUGUUGCCUAGUAGAAAUCAGACCAUUUCUAGAGUUUAUUAAAAAGAGAUAGAAAGUUUUCUUUUUUUUUUUUAGAAAGUUUUCUUUUCCUGUGAAAUAAUUUGUAUCUCUGUGUCAUUCUAGUUUCUGUUACUAUGGCAAUGACGGCAGGGUCGACAACCACCUUUCCGAUGAGCAACCAUACCCGGGAAAGAGUGACUGUGGCCAAGCUCACAUUGGAGAAUUUUUACAGCAACCUAAUUUUACAGCAUGAAGAGAGAGAGACCAGGCAGAAGAAAUUAGAAGUGGCUAUGGAAGAAGAAGGAUUAGCAGAUGAAGAGAAAAAGUUACGCCGAUCACAGCAUGCUCGCAAGGAGACAGAGUUCUUACGGCUCAAGCGGACCAGACUUGGCCUGGAUGACUUUGAGUCUCUGAAAGUUAUAGGAAGAGGAGCGUUUGGAGAGGUGCGGCUGGUCCAGAAGAAAGAUACAGGCCAUAUCUAUGCAAUGAAGAUAUUGAGAAAAGCUGAUAUGCUUGAAAAAGAGCAGGUGGCCCAUAUCCGAGCAGAAAGAGAUAUUUUAGUAGAAGCAGAUGGUGCCUGGGUGGUGAAGAUGUUUUACAGUUUUCAAGACAAGAGGAACCUUUAUCUAAUCAUGGAAUUUCUCCCUGGAGGUGACAUGAUGACAUUGCUAAUGAAGAAGGACACUUUGACAGAAGAGGAAACACAGUUCUACAUUUCAGAGACUGUUCUGGCAAUAGAUGCGAUCCACCAGUUGGGUUUCAUCCAUCGGGAUAUUAAACCAGACAACCUUUUGUUAGAUGCCAAGGGUCAUGUAAAAUUAUCUGAUUUUGGUUUGUGCACGGGAUUAAAGAAGGCUCAUAGGACUGAAUUCUACAGAAAUCUUACCCACAACCCACCAAGUGACUUCUCAUUCCAGAACAUGAACUCAAAGAGGAAAGCAGAAACAUGGAAGAAAAAUAGGAGACAACUGGCAUAUUCAACAGUUGGGACACCAGAUUACAUUGCUCCGGAAGUAUUCAUGCAGACUGGUUACAACAAAUUGUGUGACUGGUGGUCUUUGGGAGUAAUUAUGUAUGAAAUGCUAAUAGGUAUGUUUUAUUAUUCAUUUAUGCACAUACCAUAUAAAUCAGUGCCACUGACUGAACAUACUGUAGAUAUUAUGGAGUACUUGAGAUGUAGUCUGCAUAUUAUAAUUUCUCUGUUUCCAUAUUCUAGGUUUUGUAUUGAUUCUGAAAAUAGAAUUGGGAAUAGUGGAGUAGAAGAAAUAAAAAGUCAUCCUUUUUUUGAAGGUGUCGACUGGGGGCACAUCAGGGAAAGGCCAGCAGCAAUCCCUAUAGAAAUCAAAAGCAUUGACGAUACAUCAAAUUUCGAUGACUUUCCUGAAUCUGAUAUUUUACAACCAGUGCCAAACACCACGGAACCAGACUACAAAUCCAAAGACUGGGUUUUUCUCAAUUAUACCUAUAAAAGAUUUGAAGGGUUGACUCAGCGUGGCUCCAUCCCCACCUACAUGAAGGCUGGGAAAUUAUGAACGAAGAUCACGUUGGCUCACAACCAAGAGAACUCAGGUAGCCGCAUCACCAGGCUUGCUUGGCGUAGAUAACAAUACACUGAAAUACUCCUGAUGACGGUGGUGCUUCUGACUACAAGAGGAAAUUCUACAGGGUUAGGAUUUCGAAGACUACUACAGGAAUUGGUUGGCAGUGCCAGCUGGCUUUUUUCUUUUUUUAAUAUUAUUUUUGUUAACUUUAUUAUAUGAAGGUACUGGAAUAAAAGAAAUGUACAUCCCUUUCUAACUGCACUGCCUACACGCGUAUUAAGGUCCAUUCCGCCUGUGUGUGCCGUGGCUUUGUACUGUAACACCUCUAAUCAAUUCAGGAGAAACACAUAUCAUUUAAAGCAACAUAGGCUAACCUGUAGGUAACACUGCAGCAUUGGCUGUUUUACUGCACACCUUAUGGGUCUAGAUAAUCAAUAAAAGCCAUCUUCCAUAGCUGGUAUUAGAAUACUUGCCCUAUUGGUUUGGACAUCUAUAGAACAUAUAUGAGGACAAUUUCUGUAAUGGUUUUAAGGCAUUUUAAAAAGGAAAUACACUGGGUUAUUUAAAAAAUAAAGUUUAUCAUCAUGUUACUACACAAACUCCACAGUAGGGAGUAACAACUUUUGAAUAAGGAGAAAGUUGAACAGCUUCACUCAAGCACUCCACUAAUAUAUUUACUUUGCAUUCAGAAAUACUGAUGACCUUUAUACAUGUAUUCUGUAUACUUAUAGGGAGAUGUACUGUAUCAUAUAAAAUGUAAAGUUGCUUUUCUUGUGACAAGAGGACUUCUUUUUUAAUAAGAGGACAUGGCAUUAUUUUAAUUUGAUUAUGGUGAGUUGAAUUGAAGAAAUGACCAUGAAGGCUGCUUGUAGAACUACUAGUGUAUUUUUAUUAAACUAUUUUUUUAAACGUCAAACUUCUGAUCAUGUAAAUGAACUUGUAGAGAACAAAGAUCUAUUUACUUUGGUUUUCUAGAAAGUUGUUACAUAUCAUGGCUGGUUAACUUUUAUUUGUUUUGAUGAAAAUUUUUCCUUUGAUAGUACUGUAUUAUUGUGCCAUUAUUUUCUUAUACUCCAAAUGUACCAAAGAUCCUGAACAGAGUGGAUGUUCACAACUAUGGGGGAUUUUACUGUCCUGCGGGAAUGCUGUCUUCAGAUCUUUGAUGGAGGCUAGCUCAUUCAAGGGCCCUACUGUUCAUGUUUAGCUCCAUCACUGUGGUUACUGUAAAUGGAAUUAAGGAAGUAAAUGCAGGCCAGGGGGCUUGUGAUUAGAGGAUGGGGGAGGUGAUGUCAGCAGCAAAUUCUUUGGGUAUUCUCCUAAGAAUGAGAUAGUCUUUUCCAGCUCAACAUUUUCAUUUUAAAAUAACUCUCUGAGUUUUUGGCUUCAUUAGUAAUAGUGGAGGAGUAUUAAUUUAUCAAAGAAUGGCCUAAUGUUUGUCUUAACUGUUAAUUAGUAGAAUUUCUUUUUUAGAUACAACAGUUAUCACUGUUAUGAAUGAUCUGUGAUCAGAAUCUAAAAUGAUAAUUUAUUUGUAUAGAUGUUCUUCUAGUGGGGAAGAAUUGCAUAGGACCAUUAUGCAGAUCUACAAAAGCUUUUAUAAAUGUUCCUGCUUGCUAGGGAGCUCCAUGGUGUUCCAAUAAGGCCAUUCUGUUCUUUUUUUCUUCCUGCCCUGUUCUCCCCUUCCCUUUCUUCCCUUUCCUUCCUUUCCCUCCCCCCACUUUGCUUCCUUCCUCCCUCCCUUUUCCCUCCUAGUAUUUGUUUGAUACUUAUUAUGUGUUCACCUACUAGUUCAUCUCCAUUUUUCUUAUGUGACCAAGUAUCUAGGAGAGAGAACUAUUAAAAUUUUGGGGUUAUCUCCUUUUGCCUAGCUCUUGUUUUUCUAAUUACAACUGCCUCUAAUUUUAAAAACUCUCUAACUUACAUUUAGUUUUAUGAGAUUUUUCUCAUCCCCCCUCCCCCACUGUUUUUUUAAAAAGGAUGUUUUGCUAGUGUGAAUGGGUAAGAUACAAGGAAAUUGCAACAUACUCUGGUUCUACUAUGGUAACUAUUCUAGUAUUAAAAACUUUCAUUAAUUCAAGUGAGAGAGAGAUUGAUAUAAAGGAGCUGAAUUACCUAGGUUUACCUUUUAACUGAAUAAGAAUAGAGCAUUUUAGUUUCCAUUUCCUUCAUUCUUAUUAAUAGGAAGAACUUGGGGAUAGUUAUGGUUUCUUGGCAGCAGAAGGGCAGUUAUGAAAGUUUACCUUGUUAAGCUACUCAUCUUUCCCUGGAGUUGAGUGAUUCAUAAUCUUUGGGGUUCCCUCCUCAUCAAAAGCAUUUCUUAAGUGCCUAUCUAAAAGCAAUUAAAGACUGUGUCUGCCCUUUGGAAGCUAAGAAUUUGAUUCAUAAAGCAAAUUAGCUAGAUAAUUUGCAAAGUACCCUUGAGCUUGAAUUUUCUCUAUUAUAUACUUCCCAUAUUUCAGGUGAACCAUUUAAUUUAAAUGACAAAACCCUAUCUAAUCGACAGAGCAUAAUGACAUUUUCUUUAAAUUAGACUCUAUUUUGAAUUAAAGAGUUUUGUUAUAAACUGUGUGUUUUUGGUUUUUCUAAGUGUAUAGAAAGCUUGUAUAAUUCAGAUUUGUUGAUUUCCUGAUUUAAUGUAGACUUUGACUUUUUUUAUUAAAAAACCUUUGUAUUAAAGCAA